Thalassophryne amazonica is the source of this 6056-nucleotide messenger RNA. RefSeq names its product shroom family member 3 (gene shroom3). Gene Ontology annotation, molecular function: actin filament binding. Gene Ontology annotation, cellular component: adherens junction; cortical actin cytoskeleton; apical plasma membrane. Gene Ontology annotation, biological process: actin filament organization. The record is from RefSeq and is a predicted model, not a curated record. Lineage: Eukaryota; Metazoa; Chordata; Actinopteri; Batrachoidiformes; Batrachoididae.
CGUAUUAAAUCCUUUUGUGAUGUUAAACUGGUUUGGGGAACACAGGAAGAGGGUCUGUGUUCAGGGCGGAGCUUUGAAGCGGAACUGGGUCAGACUUUUCAUGGAGGACUUUCUGUGGUCUUUGUGAACCGGUUCUGGUGAUGUUCGGCUGGCUGCUGCUGGAGGUUCGGCUGGUCGGAGGAGCUCCGUGGGGCUUCAGCCUGCAGGGCGGCCUGGAACACGGAGAACCGCUCCGCAUCGCCAGGGUGGAGGAGGGCGGUAAAGCGAACAGCUUGGAGCGCUCUCUGCUGGUGGGGGAUGAGAUCAUCAUCAUCAACAAUGUGGAGCUGACAGGAUUCAGACAGGAGGCCAUCGCUCUAGUCAAAGGGUCAUAAACGCUGCACCUUACCAUCCGCAGGGAGUUUGAUCCUGAAUUCAUUGAGGAGUUGACUCCUUCACCGCCAUCCCUCAGUGCUCCGCCUCCUCCCCCGCCUCCCUCAGCGCCGUCACAAUGUCCAGCAGGAGAAACCCAGCUGUGCAACAGACACACGGAGCCAGCAUCUCGUCCUCAUUCAUGGCAUUCAGUGAAGCUGAAUGAUGAUCCGCUGGAGGAAGAAGUUGUGGAGUUCUCCCAGGCACGGACGGACACGGUGGCCAACACCUGGCACCAGGGCUACCACAGCAGCGACUCCACCACCGACCUGUCGUCCGGAUUUGACCCUGCUGUAGGCUACCUGAGGAAGAGUCCGGACCAGUACAGCUCCCGGGGCAGCAUGGACAGCCUGGAUCCUCCACGAACCUAUCAGCUUCACCCUGGAGUGCAGGAUAAUCGCCAUCACCGCGGCAACAGCGGGUCCCAUCCGGCCUACUCCUCCUGCCACCAGCUAUCCUCUGCCAGGUCGUCCAACAGUAUUGACCACCUCCACAGCAAACGUGACUCCGCCUACUCUUCCUUCUCUACCAGCUCCAGUAUCCCAGAAUACCUUGCAUCAGCCCCCUCCUUCAGCCAGAAGCACUCCUACUCAUUGGAGACCGUUCCUCAGAGAAGUGGAGACACGCAUCAUUCGGAUGUUCGAUACCUCCAUAGAGCUUACGACACCCACCAGGGUGAUGAACACGAACUGAGCUCCACCUCCUCUGCACUAUUGCUAAACUGCAACUCCCACAGCAGCAGAACAGUGAGGUCGGACACGGACCAAGAUCUUCAAGGCUCAGUGGGCGGGGUCUGUUACCGCAGCAGCAGCAGCAGCCUUCCAGCUUCAAACCGGCACAGUGUUGGUCCAAUAUGGGACCCUACAGCUAGCUGCAGCUCUUAUGAGAACCUGAAGGGGGCGCCUGCUCCACCAAGGCGCACCGACAGUUACGCUGCCAUCAGGAUCCACGAGAAAAAUGAGAGACCAAACUCCUGGUCUAGUGUGGAGCAUGCUCGUGCACUGCGGUCACUGCAAAAAGGUUCUUGGCAUCACUCCAGUGGCUGUGUGUCUUCAGCUAAAGGCUCGUACGGUACUGAGGGUCAGCUCCACACAGUGGUCGAGAAGAGCCCGGAGAGCAGCCCCACCACAAAGCCACGACAGGGUGGAGGCUUCCCGCCUCUGACAUCACCUGCCGCAGGCCCCACCCCCCAAUCCGAAUGCCUCAUUCCCACCACAUGCACUUACCAACCCGAACCCUACUACCCCCAAAUGCCCAGGUCCAGCACAGGGUCCGAGGGCGAGUGCCCUGCACGGGCCACCAAGAACGGUCAUCAGCAGGUUGAUGGAGGGAUGAUGGAAGGUUUACAGGAUGGAAGGAUGUCAGCUGUGAAGAACGGACAACAAAAUAAAAUGUCAUCUUCCUUGUCUUCUAUUUCUGGUUCUGCACAACUCAGGACUCGAGUACUGGACGGAGACAGGAUCGCUCAGUGUCAGGUGCUACCUUCUCGCUCACCUGUUCAGCCUCAGGCUCUGCCCACCCAAACCUCUUCUCGCCACCACAGCGACUCAGCAGCUCUGCAGGUCCAGUACAUGGACAGGGAAGAAGAACACCCACUGAGCCGUUUGGAAAGUUCCCUGACUGGGGUUCAGCACCAUGUCGGCCCAGACAACGCUGCUACCACCAGCAGUAAUCACGACGACUGUAUCUCCAGUGAAUCCAGCCAGGGUCCAACCCGCAGCCUGUCUGUCCUGGAGAAAAUCAGUCGCUUUGAGCAGCGGGAAAGUUCUGGAAAGCACCGCACUCAAAGCAGCAGCCGCAUGAGCAGCAGGUCCAGCCAUCAGCGGAACCAGAUAAACGGGAAUGGCCGAGGUGCUCCCUGUGGUGCAGAGGACCUCAGAAACAUGCUGGAGAGAAGCAAUAGUGUGAUCAAAGCCCAGCGGACAAUGAGCUACAGAGGAAAUAGUAAUGACUCCGCGCAAUCCAGGAGUCCAGCUGAUCCCAGUUCAGCCCUUCAGAGGAGCCGGAGCACUUUCCAGCUGGACAGGUCCAAGGAGGGAGACGGGCAGAGCUACCCCUCAAGAACAGACAUCCUGGAACUUCUGGGUUCCAACCAGGAAACCUCAUUCAACAGGUCGUACAGAGACUCCCUAAAAGACGCUCAGUCUAAGGUCCUUGGCUCCACCUCCUUCAGACGGAGAGACCUCAGCUGCUCCAUCAGCCCCACGCCUCCUCACAUCGUCUCCUCAUACUCCUCCACCAGCACCCACCCACCUCCAUCUGUGUCCUCCAAGCAGCCUGCCCCAGAGAAGAAAGGUCCUAAAACUAUGCCAAAACCUCAGGCCGUAGUCAUUACACCACUGCUGCCAGUCAUGUCUCCUCAUACCCCAAAGGAGCGUCACGUAGUCAGCCCAGAUGUUCGCGGCCCGAGUCCACCAGCCCUCCCCAGUGUUCCUCCAGUCAGACCCCCUGCAACAGUGCGGAUCUGUGGCCGCAAGCGUUUGACCAUGGACCAGAAGAAGCGCUCUUACUCUGAGCCAGAAAAAAUUAAUGAAGUUGGGGUGUCCAAUGUAGAGAACACUGCCCUCUUCAGGCGUGGAGGAGAGACCAGUGUGGCCGAUCGGCGUAAAAUGUUUGAGCUGGCAGCCAGGCGCCCUGUAGGCGGGGCUUCACAGAACGCCAUAUCACGGAUGGAUCUACGCCAGCUUCAGCAGGACGCCCUGGCUGAAUAUGUGGAGAGGAAACGAGGGAUGAGUAGAGAAGACGGAGGACAGAGGAGUAUUCAGAAGGUUCCCAGCAUGUUUCUACAACCUGACAACAACACCAACAACCAUACAGACACCAUCAGCCUCUCCUCUACCACCAGCCUGCUCUCACUCCAGGACUCGGGCCCAGAUUGGAGAUGCUCUCCCACAGAGAGGCGUCUCUGCUCCACACUGCCUCCUGGAACCAGCCUGCAGAGUUCCUACCCAGACAGGGUGACGUCGCCGGCACGCCCAGGAGUGAGUGCUCCUCCUGGAUUCCAUCCUGACCUCCAGCCUCACAUCUGCAGUCCCCACCUCCUCCAGGACCUCACCGCAAAACCAGGACCAGGUCAAGCAUUAAGGACAGACCUAGAAUCCGGACCCCAGCUUGCCCAGUUCAGAGGGGAUUGCAGACUGUCUCAACAGCUCAACAGGGCUCUGCAGAGGGCCGGAUCAGGUCAUAGUUCUGGGAAAUCUGCGUCCACUGAGGAUCUCCUUGAGCGAUCGGAGGACAGACAGUUGACACCUCAACACUUCCGCUCUCGCUCAUCACCUUCUGUGGAGAGACUGGACCAGGACUUCUUCUCAGCCAAAGGUGUUGGAAUAUUUGACACUUUCAUCGCUGAACCACGUGUCUGCUCUGUGGUUCAGAACAGACCUGCAGAUGUCCAGCUUUUACGCAGAAUAGUCUCUCCUCAGUCCUCCAACCACCUAAGCACUGUGCAGCCUGCAGCGCCCUCUACAGAUCCUGGUUCCGUCCAGACUUGCACACCAAGGAGAGAUCGACAGAGGAACACGGAGCGCCAACGAGCCCACAGCACCUCCACACUGGCGGCCUCCGUGGGCUUGCCUUGCCCCCUUUCCUCAUCCGGACCUCAAGUUGAGGGCAGCGCUGAGUGGGUCGCUGAGGAGAGGCUUAGCCAAGCCAACCUGGAUUCCAUCACCUUCCCAGGAAUCCCAGUCACAAACACAGUGGAUCAUAGCGACGACAGUCCAUCUGUUAGCAGUAAUGGCGAAACAUGGAAGAAGAGCCAACUGAGCGACGCCGUGACCUCAGGAGAAAUGCAGAAUGAAGCGUUCAGAGACCGCGCGUUCAGUUUGGAGACGAGAAGGAGACCUCCAGAGAGCACAGAACCACUGCUGACAAUAAUGUCAACGCCGCCGCCGUCACCACCGCCACCACCGCCAUGUGUGCAGCCUCCAGCCUCAACAAGCGGAACAGACAGACAGAAUGACCUGUGGUCUCCUUCUCUGUCCACCUCACUGAGGAUUUCAGAGUCGAGCGUGUUCAGCUUCUUUGACCAGCAGGUGGCUCUCGAACCCUCCAUGGGUUUACUGCAGGAGGACUUAGACGAGGUCUUCCUGCAAACCCCCUCACCUCCAUCACCUCCUCCACCCAUCACGUCACCUCUUUUAAGUCCGAAACAGGAAGCAGGACAGAAGACUGUGGACAGUAGCUCCUGCCAUCAUUCACCUCCAGCAUCGCCGUCCACUUCUGUUCUUCCUGUUCCUGCAUCCAGCCGUGACUCUCCUGUGGAGCCGCAUCAAUCCACUGUCACCGCUUCUGGUUCCUCAUGUCCCCUCACCCAGAAAGUCGAGGAGAGCCACGAACUCGAGUACCAGCCGCUGCCCCACAGGGAGAAGACUUUGGAGGAGCUGCGGGUCCAGAUGCUGAGCCAGGACUUAGUGCUGCAGGAUCGCUCUCUAGCACCCCUCCUGGACCUGUGGGAAAGUAAAACAACGCUGGAUCUUAUGAAGGAGAUUUUUCCCAAAACUGUUAAAUCACCAUGGCAACAAACGGGCAGCAGCAACCUGGAUGACAGGAUCCAGGAUGGCGUCUGUGUUCCUUCGGUAGACACAGAAACUGAUCUGGAUCAGCACAACAAAGAUCUGAACACCAGAAAGGUGGAGUUGUGUAAGGCUCUGCAGGACUGCUUGAUAGCUCUGCGGCAGGAGAAGGAGGCCCUGAGUGAGGAGCAGAUCCAGCACCAGGCCUUAGGGGCGGAUGUCGACAAGCUGAUUCAGGAACACUGCAGUUCCAGCGAGCGGGACAAAUACAACAUUUUCAUUGGUGAUCUGGAGAAGAUUGUCAACUUGCUGCUGUCUCUGUGCGGCCGCCUCUCAAGAAUCGACCGAAGUCUGAACACCAUUGACCGAGACCAGCAGAACAAGGAGGCGGCAGCUGAGGAGAGGAUCUCUCUCCAUCACAAACGUGCUCAGCUUCUCUGUCAAACUGAAGAUGCUUGUGAUCUGAAGGAGAACAUGGAUCGUCGACAGCGUGUCGUCCACAGCAUUCUGUCCGGCUACCUCAGCGAACCACAGCUCUGUGACUAUCGCCGCUUUGUCAGCACCAAACCCUCACUUCUCAUUCGCCAGCGACACCUUAAUGACCUCAUACGGCAGAGGGAGGAGCAACUGACGCAGCUGCUGGAGAGUCUACCACCGGAGCUGGUGGAGGCUCACGGUUGGUCCAGACUGUGUCCAUUCAUGAGCUCCGCCCACUGCCUUCAUCCAUUUCCACCAAUUUCACAGAUGAUCCAAGGCCACGCCCACUCAGUACGCUCCACGACUGUGACGUCGCUGUGAGGUAACGGACUCGCCGCUGCUACAGAAACCACUGAAGGACAGACGAGAAUCCAAGUGACACUCAAAGCAAAAGCUGCUCUGCAUGAAGGAAAAAGGGGUGUGGCCUCCACCAGGUCUCCUUUACGACAAGAAAACUCUUCAACGUGCUUCAUUUUACACGCGUGUGACUCAGACAUGAUGUUUCAAUGUUACAGUCUCUGACCUGAGGCACAAUAAGAGAUACUAUGGUGUUUUUUUUCUAUCAUAAUUAUUUUAAAAUAAUGUAUGUAUGAAAUAUUUGUUUUCCUCACAGAAGAGACAAUGAACUAAACAUUAAAUGUGAGCUUUGAUUUCUCA